Messenger RNA from Arabidopsis lyrata subsp. lyrata, 1718 nucleotides. Its product is annotated as probable proteasome inhibitor. Gene Ontology annotation, molecular function: proteasome binding; endopeptidase inhibitor activity. The transcript has 3 exons. The record is from RefSeq and is a predicted model, not a curated record. The coding region runs from base 912 to 1493 and encodes 193 amino acids. Gene Ontology annotation, biological process: proteasome-mediated ubiquitin-dependent protein catabolic process. Lineage: Eukaryota; Viridiplantae; Streptophyta; Magnoliopsida; Brassicales; Brassicaceae.
GGCACAUUUGAUUGAUCCAUUUACCCCAAUUAUUUCCGGAUGAAGUCGUGCCGGUUCUAGGUAGACUUAUGAGUCGGUUCUUGGUAGACUUAUGAGUGUCACUACAUUGCGGUCACUUGUUGAUUAUAACAAGUCACUUUACCGUAUGUCCUUGCAACAAUAACACAAGUUCAAUACAAAAGUAUAGAAAAUAUUUAACUGGCUUUUGGAAAAAGGCAAUUUCCUAUUUCCAUAUCAAACCUCAUUCACGAUGAUUUUGCCGUUGUUGAGCUCCUGGCCAUUCAUUCGCUCAACCAAUGGCAGACCCAAUUGAGAAGAAGGGGUACUGUUGAUCUAAGCCGCGGCGAUUGUUAAUCUCUCGAUCGUUAGCUUUUUUGCAUCAUUCUAAUGUUUUUAACUCUAUAAAAUUCACUAAAUUGGUGUCGUUCAUUGUUACUUUUGUUAUGUAAAGUUUUAUUUGAUAUAAUACUAUAUGCUCUUAGAAAACCUUGUUAAUGUCUGGAAUUAUUUAUAUAACAUAUAAAAUAGGUCACUUUUUAAUUUUGGUUUUGAAUUGGACUAUGAUAACGAUGGACUGCCUCAAGGCGUUACACUCUUUAACCAUCUUCGUUGUGGUGAAUUUUUUUUUUUUUUUUUUCUGGACAUUAAUUUGUGGUGGAAUUAAUAGGGAGAUUAUACUGUUACUAAUCCGAAAAAAUAGCAAAAUAAAAUAAUGAGGAAGAUUAUUUUCGUGUUAUGGAGAUAAUUAUGCCAAUAAUUUUAUUUCUUUUCGUGUAUACAAUUCGUUUUUGUGUACAUAACAAUAUCCCGACCUUUAUGGUCAGAGGAAUACAAUACAACUUUGAUAUUACUCUUUACUUGGAAAGCAAGGAAAACAUUUGAACUUGACGAGAACUCUCCAAACAGAAUCAAUGGUGACUACUCAUGCAGUGAUGGGUGUGAUCAGGUCAGUUAUGCCUGCUUUUCGCAGUAACAACGACAAAGUCGCUUUCGUAGUUCACGCUUCUUUCGUCGUUUCCGGUUUCAUCCUCACUGCAACUGGGCGUCCUGCCUUUGCCUUUGACGCUCUGUCGUCAUGGACCACUGAGAGUUUGGUUGGGAUUGCGGGGUGGAACGAAUUCGAUGAGGAGUAUGCGUUUGUUUAUAAAAGUCCGGUGAAGGGAUCGAAUAAGAAUACAGUGAAGAAAUUUCUGGUUAAGUGCUUGGAGAUGAAUGGUAAACUUCUUGUUGAUGCCAUAGCUGAGGAUGGAAAAGAAUUUGCCCAUCUCCAAAUAGAAGUUGGGAAUUAUACUGAUGAGUCUAGAGACGAGAGGGAUUACGAUGCACAGUUCAAGAAUUUUGGCAAGUUAGUGACUGAUUUGAGGAAUGUGAUUUUGUAUAAGCUAAAACCUGUUUCUUUUGCAACCAAUUCCAGCUCUGAGAAAAAUGAAGAGCCUAGAGAUUACGUUGGAAUAACUUCAUCUUCAAAGAAACAGAAGAAAAUAUGGGCAUAACUUCAUCUAUUUGUGUUAAGCUUGGUAGUAGUAGUAGUAGUAGUUACAUAUAGAUUAUAGGAUCCAUUUGCUUUGCUUUUUUUUCAUGAUGUCAUCAGCUGUUUUAAUUUGGCUUUGGUUUUGCUUUCAAGAUUCCCUUCGGUUAGCAUAUGUACCGGUCGCCUAUAGAUAAACGCUUGAAUAUACUGAGAAUGUGAGAACUAUAACAUCAUCUCUUUGCUUCAA